Messenger RNA from Chanos chanos (milkfish), 3665 nucleotides. Its product is annotated as interleukin-17 receptor C. The transcript is spliced from 17 exons. The coding region runs from base 244 to 2385 and encodes 713 amino acids. NCBI's taxonomy places the organism in Eukaryota, Metazoa, Chordata, Actinopteri, Gonorynchiformes, Chanidae. Gene Ontology annotation, molecular function: interleukin-17 receptor activity. The record is from RefSeq and is a predicted model, not a curated record.
UACAGCGUUCACGUCGAAGUCUUCGUCAGGUGUAUUGUUCUGGUGCGCCUCGUCUUACUCCGAGAUGUUGGAAUGACGCCAUGCCCCGCCUGCAUAUAAGUGAGGUCUGCAGUCCAGCUUUUUUCAUUCGUUUUAAAAUAAGCGCCAGGAUGUAAAGGGACCUAUUUAGACAUCAGUCGCACAACAGGAUCACAACUUUACUCCCCAACUUCAACGCGACUUUGUCAGUGGAGCUGUGAGGCAAUGCAGUGGUUUGGGUCGUUCUGUUAUCUGCUUUCCAUGUUCCUUCACCUGUCAGCGGGUGUUUUGGAAACUAUUGAGUCUGAUGAGAAUCAUCAACUCACUUGUGGCCAGGGCUUGACUCACUGUGUGCUGUCAGAAGGGCAAUGUGAGGAUAAUGAUCAUGUGUCUGUGACGAGUCUGGGUGCUCAUGCACUGUUGUGCCGCUCUGGAGAGGAACCUUUCCAUCCGUGCCUGAGAAUCCACAUCAAUAUUUCCAUCAGAGGUGUGGAUGACGCGUGGAGUGUAUCUGGUGACACAAACAAUGAGGAGAGUACCGAGGAAACGGAGGAAACGGGAGAGAGCGGCGAUGAGGUUUCGUCCAGUCACAGCGGAACGUGUGUCCAAGUCAGUUACCAAAGCCCAUCUUUCGGAGGUCAGAUAUCUCCCUCCUUCAUAGUGUCCAGAACAGGGCAGAGGGGCCUUCUCAUACAGACAUGGCUGUCUGUGCUGGUGAAGCUCAGAGAAUCAGAUUUUGGUGAUACUGUUGUGGUCUACACCUCAUCCACUCUGAUUCACAACUUUUCUGCACGCUUACAACUGCCAUCAUUAGAAGGUUGUUCCUUAAAUCAAGAUGUUACACGCUGUAAAGUUCCUAGUCUACAGAGUGUGAUUGACUGGAAUAUGGGUGUGGCAAAGUUGCAGUUGGAUGAUUCAGAUAAAGCGACUGGACGUCGGUUUCAGGCCUGUAAGAGACUAGACAGGGAAGGAGGGUGCAGAAAACUGGAAUGGGAUGGACAAGAGGCAUUUGAGAUUUCACUGAGCUCUGUUGCCCCCUGUCUGUGCUUCCAGGUUUGGUGGGAAAAUGGACUGCGGAAGGAGUACUGCCCAUUUAUAAAUAACAAAGAUCUCUUAAGGACUACUAACCUGUCUAUCUCGGUCAUGGAGGCACAGACUAAUGAUGGAAUGAUUGACAGUGGGCGCACUGCUCUGGUGUGGAACAUUACUGCGCCUUGCAGGUUGGAGGCUGAACUAUGGCUCUGCAUGAAAGGGGCGGAGCCUGACAGCGAUUGCCAAGAAAUUAGCAAUGAGAGACAAUUCAAAAAUGGACACUGGUAUUUGAAUGGAGAGUUCAUUGGGGUGGAACGUCAUCCAUCACUUUGUGUGCAGAUCAAAGUGAAGAGUAUGGAUGCACAUUUAGGCCCAGUGUGCCCUUUUAAAGUGCCUAGGUCUCGAUGGAGCUCGCCAGUCCUGAUAUGUUUGUUACUCGUGUGUCUCUCGGUGGUGGGAGUGUAUGUGAUUCAUGGCACACUCAAACGCUGGGCGUUUAGAUGGUUGAAUGUGGAAGACAUAAAAUCGGCAAUCGGAGGGGGGCACGUUAUACUGCUCUACCCACCUGACGCUGAUAGCAGCCUGGCUGAACUGGUGUGUCGCCUGGGCUCAGUUCUCUCUGCGCUGGGUUUCAGCGUGUCCCUGGACCUGUGGAGCCAAUCAGAGCUCAGCAUCCUAGGCCCUGUGCCCUGGCUACAUUCCCGCCUGGACCGCAUGCAGAGACAGGGCGGCAAAGUGAUCCUGGUCCUGACCCAGGCAGCCUGGGUGCGUGCUGAAGAGUGGAGCCACAGUGGUGGAGAGAAGGGCGAGAGGAGAAAUGAGGAGGAUGAAGAGAAGAAAACGGAGAGAGGCAGUUUUGCCUCGCCUUACUCUGACGUUUUCAGCGCCUCGCUCAGCUGCAUUCUGGCUGACUACCUGCAGGGCCGCGCUGGCGAGCGCUUCGUGUUGGCCCAGUUCGAGGCACAGCCGGCAGGCAGGCCCCAGGGUGACCCCCUGCCAGAGCUCUUCCGUGGGCUCCCUCUGUACAGUCUGCCCUCCCAGAGCCUCAGAUUCCUCACAGAGCUUGUUCAGGGUGCCCCCCGUCUGGGGCCCAGUGGGGCCAAGGGGCGACGGAUGCGGGCAGGAGGGCUCAGGGCAGCAUCACGGGCACUGGCAGCGGCACUGCGGGGGUUAACGGGGGCCACGGGCAUGUGUCGGUUGGCAGGACUGCCUCAGGACUGUGUGGGCCUGAGAAUGGAGGACACGUGGGAAAGCGUACCUCUUCAUCCUGAGCAAAAUACACCACCAUGCAGCCCUGAUACAGCCAGUAGAGCAGGCACCGUGGACUGGGUCUAACUGGACCCAAGGCUGUGGAGCCUGGUUCUGAGAAGCAUCUCAGCUGGACUUAUGUUGGAGGAGAGUUUGAGAGGCUCAAGAUCUGUGGUGGUGUUGGGAACUUUUUUUCAGAGUGUUAAAUGAAUAAAAUGUCUGACUGAAUCUUGAAAGGAGAAGUCCUGAACAGAUCCAGAUUAACUAAGUGAAUGUUGUUUUUCUUUCAGGCAGAAAUGGGUUCAUGCCUGAAUGACUGUGUAUCUGUGGAUGAAGUCUCACUAUGCAAAACUGAAAGCAAAAGGCAGCUCCAUUGUAAAGAAGGUCCUUAUACACUUUGUGUUUGUAAUGAGGGAAGAAAAAUCAUAUUUCUUUGUUUGUGUUUCGAUGUUGCUUUUCUUUAUGUGUCAUACAUUACAGUGUAAACUGGAGUUUGCUAAUAUUUCUCUGCUGAUUCAUCCUGCCAUUUUUUAAAAAAAAAAUUCUUGUUUGUUGUCGAAAACACUUGUAGCAUACAGUGCUGAUUUGCUGCAAUGCAAUGUCGUGCAUUCAUUCUCCCUUGGCAUGAACGAUAAAAGGUCGGAAAGUCAGGCCAUGGCAAUGACACUCCCCACACACACCACCAUUGAGAGAGAAUAAAGGUUACUUCGACUACUGAGGUUAAUAUUUCUUGGAUGUAUCAGGUUACAUCACUUCUCCUCUCCCAGUUUAGACCUUGUGUGUGUAUUGGUGUGUAUCAGUUCUUUGUUUCUGCACAAUAUACCAUGGUGACAGGAGCUCUACCCUCUUAAAAAGGUAUCAGACAGAAAGGAAACGAAGCCUUUCAUGACGGGUUUUUUUUCCUUCUUACUCUGUUGUGUGUUGUGAGGGUCUGGUACAGUCUCUAUUCCACUGCACACACGGCACCUUGCUCUCUGUGAACAGGUCUGUGCUGUCCUUUUCGGUUAGUUACUUUUGUCUGGUGAAAAUCUGGAAUGUCUGUUCCUGAGAGGUAGUAAAAAUCAGGUCUUAUACAGUCCUAGGGACUCCAAACUGUGGAGAUGUACUGUGUAAUAUCUUGUCAUGUAAAUAGGUGUGGAGAUGUACUGUGUAAUAUCUUGUCAUGUAAAUAGGUGUGGAGAUGGACUGUGUAAUAUAUUGUCAUGUAAAUAGGUGUGGUUUGAUGACCAACACUGUUUGGACGUGAGCACACAACUUUGUUUCUCUACUGUUCACACCUGCCCAUACUAUGUAAAUGUCCAGCCAUGUAAUGUGUUUGUAUUUGUACAUAUUCUGUCAGCUGAAUUAAAAUUGUGUGUGUGUGUGUG